ACUUCCGUGUGCCGCGGCGCCGGAGCCCGAGGCGGCUGCAGAUCGGAUCCCCCGAGCGACCCCCGGCGCCCGCCCGCCGCGCAGAGGCCCGGGUCACACCUCGCUGGCCACUGGGCCUGUCGCGGUCAGCCCCGCGCCGACUCCCGUCCGCUCGCGCCGGGGAGCCGCGCCCCCGCCGCCGACCCUUGGCGCCUGCCCCUGCGCCUGGAGGUCUGCAGGGAACUGGCCAGGCAAGGGGGCAGGCCUGUUUCUCCUGGUGGUUGGUGCUUUGCAGCUUCAGCGGGAGCCGAGACUAAGGACAAUUGGGAGCUGGAAUCCCCAGCCCCACUGCAGGCCCCGCCAUGCCACCAUUCUUGCGCAUCUCCUUCAACUCCUACGAGCUGGGCUCCCUGCAGGCUGAGGAUGAGGCGAACCAGCCCUUCUGUGCUGUGAAGAUGAAGGAGGCACUCAGCACAGAGCGUGGGAAAACACUGGUGCAGAAGAAGCCGACCAUGUAUCCCGAGUGGAAGUCAACAUUUGACGCCCACAUCUACGAGGGCCGCGUCAUCCAGAUUGUGCUAAUGCGGGCAGCCGAGGAGCCCGUGUCUGAGGUGACCGUGGGUGUGUCGGUGCUGGCCGAGCGCUGCAAGAAGAACAACGGCAAGGCCGAGUUCUGGCUGGACCUGCAGCCCCAGGCCAAGGUGUUGAUGUCUGUGCAGUAUUUCCUGGAGGACGUGGAUUGCAAACAGUCUAUGCGUAGUGAGGACGAGGCCAAGUUCCCAACGAUGAACCGCCGUGGAGCCAUCAAACAGGCCAAAAUCCACUACAUCAAGAACCAUGAGUUUAUCGCCACCUUCUUUGGGCAACCCACCUUCUGUUCUGUGUGCAAAGACUUUGUCUGGGGCCUCAACAAGCAAGGCUACAAAUGCAGGCAAUGUAACGCUGCCAUCCACAAGAAAUGCAUCGACAAGAUCAUCGGCAGAUGCACUGGCACCGCGGCCAACAGCCGGGACACCAUAUUCCAGAAAGAACGCUUCAACAUCGACAUGCCGCACCGCUUCAAGGUUUACAACUACAUGAGCCCUACCUUCUGCGACCACUGCGGCAGCCUGCUCUGGGGACUGGUGAAGCAGGGAUUAAAGUGUGAAGACUGCGGCAUGAAUGUGCACCAUAAGUGCCGGGAGAAGGUGGCCAACCUCUGCGGCAUCAACCAGAAGCUCUUGGCUGAGGCCUUGAACCAAGUCUCACAGAGAGCCUCCCGGAGAUCAGAAUCAGCCUCCUCAGAGCCUGUUGGGAUAUACCAGGGUUUCGAGAAGAAGACUGGAAUCUCUGGGGAGGACUCACUGGACAACAGUGGCACCUACGGCAAGAUCUGGGAGGGCAGCAGCAAGUGCAACAUCAACAACUUCAUCUUCCACAAGGUCCUGGGCAAAGGCAGCUUUGGGAAGGUGCUGCUUGGAGAGCUGAAGGGCAGGGGAGAGUACUUUGCCGUCAAGGCCCUCAAGAAGGAUGUGGUGCUGAUCGAUGAUGACGUGGAAUGCACCAUGGUGGAGAAGCGGGUGCUGUCGCUCGCCGCGGAGAACCCCUUUCUCACACACCUCAUCUGCACCUUCCAGACCAAGGACCACCUGUUCUUCGUGAUGGAGUUCCUCAAUGGGGGGGACCUGAUGUACCACAUCCAGGACAAAGGCCGCUUUGAACUCUACCGUGCCACGUUUUAUGCAGCCGAGAUCAUCUGUGGACUGCAGUUUCUACACAGCAAGGGCAUCAUUUACAGGGACCUCAAAUUGGACAAUGUGCUGCUGGACCGGGAUGGCCACAUCAAGAUUGCUGACUUUGGGAUGUGCAAAGAGAACAUAUUCGGGGAGAACCGGGCCAGCACCUUCUGUGGCACCCCUGACUACAUUGCCCCUGAGAUUCUACAGGGCCUGAAGUACACAUUCUCUGUGGACUGGUGGUCUUUUGGGGUCCUUCUCUACGAGAUGCUCAUUGGCCAGUCCCCCUUCCAUGGUGACGAUGAGGAUGAAUUGUUCGAGUCCAUCCGUGUGGACACGCCGCAUUAUCCCCGCUGGAUCACCAAGGAGUCCAAGGACAUCCUGGAGAAGCUCUUUGAAAGGGACCCACCCAAGAGACUCGGAGUGACCGGAAAUAUCAAAAUCCAUCCCUUCUUCAAGACAAUAAACUGGACCCUGCUGGAAAAGCGGAGGUUGGAGCCGCCCUUCAGGCCCAAAGUGAAGUCCCCCAGAGACUACAGCAACUUCGACCAGGAGUUCCUGAAUGAGAAGGCGCGCCUCUCCUACAGUGACAAGAACCUCAUCGACUCCAUGGACCAGUCUGCUUUCGCUGGCUUCUCCUUCGUGAACCCCAAAUUCGAGCACCUCCUGGAAGAUUGAGGUUCCUGGUCAGAGCAGGCUAGACCCGCCCUCCACCCACACCUGCCCGCUCUCCACGAUAAGCACCAGUGGGAUUGUGGUGACUUCUGCUGCUGGCCCCCGCCCUGCCCCCGGAGCAGCCUCGGUGCGUCUGGCGAGGCUCUCAUGGUACUUCCUCUGUGAACUGUGUGUGAAUCUGCUUUUCCUCUGCCCUCGGAGGGAAAUUGUAAAUCCUGUGUUUCAUUACUUGAAUGUAGUUAUCUAUUGAAAAUAUAUAUUAUAUAUAUAGACACAUAUAUAUAUAAUAGGCUGUACAUAUUGCUCAGUAGAUAAAAACCGUGGGGGACUGAUGAUAUGUUGAUUUUUUUCAAAAAAAUAUACAUACCAAAAAAAAGGACAAGCUGUUUGAACCACUAGCACCAGGUUCUUUUAUUUGUGUGUCUAAAUAAACACCAAAUGGUACCAA
Molecule: messenger RNA, 2817 nt
Organism: Cebus imitator (Panamanian white-faced capuchin)
Lineage: Eukaryota; Metazoa; Chordata; Mammalia; Primates; Cebidae
Gene: PRKCD
Product: protein kinase C delta
Exons: 19
Coding region: 342-2372 (676 amino acids)
Biological process (GO): protein phosphorylation
Molecular function (GO): ATP binding; diacylglycerol-dependent serine/threonine kinase activity
Source: RefSeq, a predicted model, not a curated record